CCACGGCCCCGGCAUCGUGCCCGGCCUCGUGCCCAUCAUCAGCGUCACGCCGCACUCCCCCGGCAUGGGCAUGGGGCUCGGCAUGGGGCUGGGCCCCGGCAUGGGCAUGGGCGGCAAGCACUACCCCGUGCUAGAGGACAACCUGCAACAUCUUCAUGAGAUACAUGAAUCAAUUCAGCAAAUGCGAGAUCUCAGUGUGCAAGCUUACAACUCACAGCUAAUGCGCUCCAGCCAGUAUUCAAGAUUAAGCUCUUCUUGCCCAUCGUUAGCAGUAGACCCUGGGUCAGAUCCAGAUCUCCUAUCAUCGGUUAAUUCUUCACCCAUUCAAGCACCAAAUCUUGGCCUUAUUAGCUCGCAUAUGACUGCGGCAUUUAAUGAUAUAAUGCAUCGUAAAGGUUCGGCCUCUAAAGAGUGGCUGUGGAGAGGUGUUGGUUUUGGCUCAGAGGUAUCUAGACGCCGCAGCUGGACUGCUCUUGAGGACCUCUCUAACGGCAAAGUAAAACGUAAAUCAUCAAGACAAAGGAGUAUGAGUUUAAGUAGUAUGGACUCUGAAGCAGAGGAUCCUUUCAUAGAUGUGCCGGACAGUGGAGGUGGCCUUCUUCUAACUGACGGUACGACUUGUUCUGGUCCUGGCCACCAAUCUGGCACUGCUGUUGGUGGCCGAAGAAGUGGCGUUUCCACUCAUUCUUUAAAUGAAGCUGAUUUGCAGAACGAUUUUGCAAAAAUUCAAGCAAAACGAGAAGCAGAAUCUCGUCUGAUGCCUGCAAGACUGCCUCUUCAAAAGUCUGUGUCCACCCCAUCAAUAAUAGCAGUGCGUGACUUGGCAAGUGCCACAAUCCAACAUGACGGGGCAGCUCCUGCUAUCCAACCCUUUGUAUGUGCACGCCUUGGCGACAGUGGUCAACGACUGGGCACGGAAAGUGAAACAGAAGAAGAAGAAACGCGGCUCAUUCCUGCAACUAGCCAGCUUUCACUGCACCAUUUGCUUGCUGAUCCUGCCUAUGACAAUCACGCUGAAAAGCGUAGGAAAAGAGGUAGUUUAUUUUUCAGGAAGAAAAAGGACAAGAAGAAAGUACCUCAUCAAUGGGUUUCAGUUUGCUAUGUCUCCCCUCACACUUGUGAUUGGUGUGCCAAGGCACUCACAAAUAAACCCGCCUUCUGUUGUGAUAAUUGUUCUGCUACUGUCCAUCAGACGUCCUGUAAAGAUCAUAUACAGGACUGCAAGGGAAAGACCUCAAAGAAUGCCCCCAAGUCAGGUAUGAACAUCAUGGGUCAUGCACCAGUCAACAAACAGCCUAAUGAAAAGAAGAAGAGUCUUACCAGUGUAUCAUUGACGUCCAACUCAUCCAGCAGGAGGACCACGUUGUGCUACUCCCCUUGGAGGAGGGUGGCAGCCAAGUUGGGAGUUAACCAAAUAAUAAGUGAAGAGAAGGAUCAUGAUGGAUCCCAUAUGCAUGAUACAGUCAACUACUCAGAUGAAGUGCCCUUAGUGCAGUACGAGUUUCUGGAUGAAAGUCCAGUGACUGCUAGUGAACUAGAGUUAGAUCCAGUUCAUGGUUUGCAAGCUGAAGAACCAGACUCCUGGACCCCAACAGUUAGUAAAGAAGUGACCAAGAAAUUAAAAGAGAAAGAAAUUAAGAGGCAGGAACAUAUGUAUGAAUUUAUUUUGACAGAAAAGCAUCAUUGCUUGACACUCAGAGUUAUGCAAAAGGUUUUUGUGGAAGGCCUUCAAAAACAUUUCCAGCUGGGUCCAAAUUUGGCAAGAAUGUUCCCCAGACUUGCUGAUCUCACAGAAAUUCAUCUUGAGUUCCUUGCAAAACUAAGAGAGAAACAACGAGCUUCUCCGGUGAUAGACACUCUCAGUGAUAUCUUACUGGAGCAGUUUUCUGGAGAUGGAGCAUCAAGACUAAAAGCGUGCUAUGGAGAAUUCUGCUCAAGGCAUCGUGAUGCUGUCAACAUGUACAAAUAUUACCUUCAGCACGAUCGUAGAUUUGGGGAAUUUGUCAAGCAUUGUCAGGGGAACCCUUUGCUUAAGAAAAAAGGAAUUCCUGAGUGCAUUUUAUUUGUUACUCAGCGGCUGACUAAGUAUCCUCUCCUCAUUGAACCUCUGAUCAAAACCAGUAAAGAUAACAAAAUGGAGCAGGAAAAACUUCACCGAGCUCUGGCUCUUGUUAAGGAGAUUUUGGUGGAGGUUGAUGCCCAAGUUGCAGAGCAAGAGAAAGAAGACCGGAAACUUGAAAUAUACCAUAAAAUUGAUGCCAAGUCCUUUACAUUGCACAGAGGCAGAAAAUUCAAAAAGUCUGAUAUUCUUGCUGAUAGUCGUAAAUUAAGGUUUGAAGGUGUCGCAAUGCUGAUGCAAGGCAGGAGUAAAAUGCAAGUUGUCCUUGUGAUUGUAUUGUCUGAUGUCUUGUUCUUCCUCCUUGAAAACAACCAAAAAUAUUCUUUCUUCACCCCAGAUAACAAGGCAGGUGUGAUAUCUUUACAAAAGUUAUUGGUCAGAGAAAAAGCAGGUCAGGAAUCUAGGGGGAUAUACCUGAUAUCUUCAAACCCAGCAGAUCCUGAAAUGUUUGAGCUCAAAGUGCAUAAACCCAAAGAUAAGCAAACAUGGAUUCAGGCUGUGAGGGCUGCUGUGCAAUGUUGUCCAGAAGAUGAAGAGGAUGGGACUAAACUUAGUCAAGAAGCCAAACAGAAACUCUUUGAUGCAAAACAAGAACAGAUAAGACAAAUAGUCGGCUCCCCCCAUGGGGAAUCAGAAGUUCAAGGAAUUUUGAGACAAAAAGACGUAGAACAAGCUUUGAUAUUGGAAGAGAAAAUGGCGCUGCAGCAACAGCUAGCCGGUAUUUCUUCAAGCAACAGCACAGUGGAUUCUCCCUCUUACUGCCAUCUGGUGUCGGAAGAUAUGGACUCACCUCGUAUGUGGCAAGAAGUUCUGCGAGCCAUAAGGGAGGUGAAUAGACUUGCGAGUUCUUUGUAUGUUUCUGGAACGAACCUUUCUCGAAGUGUUAGUUCAGUUGGUGAACACCAGAGCUCUGCCUAUGUAUCUCCCACACUACCAAAGCGGGCUGAGACUUUUGGUGGAUUUGAUAAUGCCAACAAAGAUAAAGAACAAGGUACUGGUACCAUGAGUAAAGUAUUGAAAAAGCCCCAACCAGCCCCACCUCAAGUAACUCUACAUGGACAUAGCCGAGAACCAUCCAUUUCUUCUAGUCCAGCUUUAACCCCAGAUUCUGAAGCUGGGCGUUCUUCGAGACCGUCUAUUCACUCAGUCGAGUCGCCAUUGAGAAGUGCUAUAAUGGCUACCGUUCCAUCUGGUAUUGCCCAGCUCAUUGCUCCACCCGAUGCACACGCGGCCGCACAAAUCUCUAGUUCGGCUCCUGGUGAGCUGCCAAGCCUAAUAAGCCUAGGACAGGAGCAGCAAAUGGUUGCAUUGCAGUUGUCUCACCAUGUCUACACCCUCAGCAGCAUCAUUUCUCAACAGAUGACCAGUAUUGAUAACUUGCAGGCACAACUGGCAGCUUGCCGUUCGCAGUUAUCAACGGAAAGCGAAAGCAGGCAGAAGCCUGCUUAUCGGCAGGCGCAACAGCUGGAGGAACUGCGGAACUUGCAAGACCGCCUCUCUCAAGAGAAGGAAUUGUGGGCUAGAGAACGAGAGGAACAGGAGAAAGAGUUAACUGAGCGUAAGAGCGACCUUCAAAGACAACAGGAACAAGUCCGUUCGGAGCAAGCUGAUGUGAGACAGCAGCGGGAACAGCUCUUUCGGAAGCUGGAAAUGCUUACCAAUCAAGGCAUUUUGAUCAGUCCCAACAUGCCUGUUGUAACAACUCCAGGCAGUGGGAUGGCAGGGGCCGAAAGUAGUGAAAUCUCUUCACAUGAUGUUGACUCAGCUUCUUUGUCGAGCGGCUCAGGUCUCUCACAGCAACUCACUCCCUCCCCACCUGUCCGCAAAAUGGAAUCAAACAAGUGGAAAGGGCCUCUUAGCAAACCUGCUGCUGUACCUAUCAAUCUUAUAAGUGCAGCCAAUCAGCAAAAGGUUGCUCAAAAUCAAGUCAAACAGCAGUUACCAUUGAAAUUGUCGAAGCUGAGCAGUAGUAGCAUUGGCUCAGGAAGUAACAGUACUGGAGGAAGCAGUUCUGGUAUGGGAGGCAAUGCUGUUGGAAGUCUUCAGCAAAUGCUGCCAAUGAAGUUGAGCCAAGGAAGCCAAGGCAGUGUUGACUCGCGCAGGAGCAUGGGUAGUCUGAGCGGAGCAGGCGGUGGCUCUGCCUCGGGAACUUUAAGUGGAUACCAUCGCCUUAGUUCGGGCAGCAUGAGUCCCCCCCCACCAGCCUCUGCCCCAGUCUCUACUCUGAUCCCAAGUCAUGCUCGGACCGGAUCAAGUCCCGCCAUGAUGCAAAAUGUUUCCCAUCCUGAUAUGUUGGCACUCUCGAGCUCCUCACCUCAUGCGUCUGGAGGACCAACUUUGCCAGGAACGUCAGGAGGAAAUCGGGCUGGCCGAACCAACACCUUUCCCAAAAUCCCAGACAAAUUUCGAAUGCGGAGUCCAGACUCCAACUCAACUUCGAAACCUCAAACCCACCAGCAAGAGGAAGAAGUGAUAUUUUUCUGAUUUCAAUUGAUAAAGUAGUUGAGACUCUGAAUCAAUGAAAGAGCAACUGUAUUCAUGAUUUAUCUUAUUCUUGAACAGUUCACACCGACGUUAGUUACCAAAUGUAUUGUUUGUUUGAAGGCUUUGUUUGAAUGAUAUAUUUAGCCAAAGAACUCUCAUUGAAUGCUGAUGCGUUUGUGAGUCUUCAUUAAUAUGUGGUUCGUUCUAAUAAUUGACAAUGCAAUGGUCAAAUGUGAUACUCUUGACAUAUGCAGCGAAUUCCAUUUAUAUGUAUUUGUGAGUGCGUUUCUCUUUGUUACAUUUAGACAACCUAGGUACUGUGAAGUUAACAUUUAAGUUAAUCAUUGUUUCUUCAUGCCCAGCACUUCCAUAUAAAAGUGAUAUUGACCUAGCACUGCUUUUGGUAUUACUUUUACCAGAAUCAGUAUUAAAUUUCCUGUAUUUCUUGAACUGUGAAACUGUGACAAUAUAUCAUUGACUGUGCGAGCUGCAUAAUCAUGAAAUUGCAUAGUUCUGAAAACUUAUAAAAGUAUUUUGCAUAGAAGUACAGUGGUUAUGUAGAUACACUUCUAAUAUGGUAACUAAACAAGUCAAAGUCAAGCUGUGAGGCUUGUAAUUUUUGAACUUGGUAAGUUGGAACCUAUGUUUUAUUUGGCUUCCUUACCAUUUUCAGCAAUGUACAAAUAAUUCUGUUUGUAAGUAUGGGAAUUUUAUUUAUUUUUGAAUGUGGACUCUGAUGGUGCUUCUUUCUAUUUUUCUUGUUCAUUCCAUGGCAGCUUUUUGCCACCUUUGCAGUUCAUUCCUAUCUUCUUUUCGUUCCAGUGAAUACUAUAGUUGUAAACAUUACCCAACCCCAAAAAGAAAUUAUUGAGUGUGGAUACAUUUUAUUACUUGUGAGUUGCCGUUUCUUUCAUUAUCCACAUGCAACUGGUUUAUGAUUGUGUUAGAGUGAUUUUACUUAUGUAAUGUGCAAUCUAGGUGUGUGCAAUACCUCCUCCUCUCUGUGAUGUUAAAAAUGUGUGUAUUAGAUCUUUAAGAGUUGUACAUUGUUUUCUUCUCAACAUUUUAAUGUUACUAAUUUUUUGUGUUCAUAUUGAAGUCAUAUUUUUGUAUGGAGCUCUGUUCUUUGUUGAGGAAGAAAAAAAGGGAAAGCUCUCGCAAUUUGAGGUGCUGUGAUGCAAGAGCAAAGUAUUGCGAAUGCACUAAGGAGGCUUUCAAAGAGGAUAUUUAUUUUUAUUUAGAUCUUGGUCUGUGUUAAUAACCAUUCCAGGGUAGCCAAUGUCCAUGGUAAUGUAAUACUGAUAUUGCUCCCUUGUCUUAUUGUGCAUAAUGAAGGCCAAAUGAGCCUCAAAUUAGUUUGGAGCAUGUAUAAGCUAAACUAAAACCAUAUUUAUUUGUGGUAGCUGUUAGAUACCAUCUCUAUAUCAAUGACAUUACCUUUACCCUAGUUAUUGCAUCCUCCAUCUCCUCUCUCAAAAGGCUAAGUCCUUGCCUUUUUUCGUGUUUAGGUAUGCUCAGGCUCAGUUACAAAAUUAGUAUUUGGCUUUGGCCUCUAGCUACUAGCCCACUCGUACAUGUUACUGAAGACUUAUUAUUGUAAUUAUUACUAUUGCUCUGUAUGGCAAGAGUGUGAACAGUAUUAUGGCAUUACCUUAUUUCUUGCAGCUGAUUAUUACACAUGCAAUCAUUUUAAUAGAGUGAUUCGUUAUGGCCCCAUUUUCUCUAUCAACUUUUGGGCUUGUUGCCCCAACAAAUCCUGUCAUAUUUUACCUUUUAUCUUUCCUUCAAUGCAUUACUAAUGCAUUUGUGCAGUAUUGAUUUUCUUCAGCUCGACACUUGUAAUCAAUUAACAAAGUGUAAAAAGUAACAAAAAAAGGGAAUAAAUUUUUUAAAAAAUAAUUGAUAUGUGCAGGCCACUUAUCCUCUGUUCCAUAUUUUAUUUAUAAUAUUAUUUUAAUGUCUGAUAUUGACCCUUUGAAGAGAUUCAAUGUUUUAAUUUGUGGUUGAGGGGGUUCUUUUCAAUAGUAUGUUAUUGUUUUGUUUCUUUUGUAAGUGUACCUUGUAACUAGUUGAGUUUAAAAAAUUGAUGUAACAUGGCUGGCUUCUUAACAUCCAUGAUCACAUUACAAACCAGGUUGUUGUGUGGUUUGUUUUGUCUUACGAUUUAAUUGAACUCAACAGCUGCCAACAAGUAAAGCAACCUCUAUCAUAUUAUUCCACUAUUUGGAUAUGUUAUUCAGUGCAUCAAUUUUUAUUCAACCAAAAUUUACACCAAAGAUUAUUUUGUUGGAACAAUGAAAUGAACCUGUAUAGAUGUAUGAAACAAUUGUGUAAUUUUAUGUGAAUACUUUUCCUCUUGAAGAUCAGCAUUUUACUUUACACUCAUGACUGUAGGUAGAAAUGAUAGAUCCAAGUGUGUUUGACCUGAUUUUAAUUCUUACCUUGUUUUUACGAAUUACUCUUAUACGCUGCUGGACUUAUGUUUGUCUUUUUCUCAUGCAAAUGAAUUGGUUUUAUGUUCAUUGUCUGUCUGUGCCAAAUUUUCUCUGAUGUCUAUUUUUUAAAAGUAGUAAUAGCAGUUAAGCAGUGAAGACUAAUGUUACAUACUUUUUCUCCGCCUGAAGUGUGUCUUGGUAGCCUUCCUGUUGACUAGAUGCCAAGUACUGAUUUUAAUUUGGCAAAAUUAAAUGUUUCGUCUUCAAUAGCUAGAGUAUUUUUCCUGAAUGAGAUAAAGAGGUUCUGAUAGUUUUUUUUUCUCCCAUUUCUUCUUUUAUUGGUAUGAGUUUGAGAGAGAGAAAAAGUUAGUGGGUGGUUGACUCUGUGGUCUUCUUCCAAAAAGUGUGUGCCCCUUCUGCUGUGCCUAUUUUCUAGUGAGAUAAUCAGAAAUUUCCGCAAUCUCCCUUUCUAUCAAAUUUUGAGGUAGUAGACAUCCUUUUCCAAUAUUUUUUGUAGACUAUUCCAUGUAAUCUAGCAAUAAGCAAGCAAUACUCUUGUUACUAAUCAAUCAGAAAAUAUACUCAUCCUAUGGCCUACUGUCUAUGUCUCAUCAUAAAAUGUUUCAUGUCUCAAUUUAGAAUUUCAAUAUUGAGAAAUUCUCUUGUAUAAGAUAUACGUAUAUCUAAUUAGAUGCUGAUGAGUGGAUUGUCCUUAAUUUCUGAAGGUGUUUUUAUUUUCACAGGAAAAAGGCAGCCCUUCUCAUUGAGACUGUACAAUCUAGGUAUAGCUGUGUGCUUUUGUUGCUAUCACCUUACAGUGUGUGAAUCAUUUUCCUUAGACUCAGUAUCUUAAUGUGCCCAUUCCGUUUUAGGAUAAUUUUUUUGAAUCUAUCUGAGUUGUGCUUUGGUUUUAUUCUUUUUUAUUUGUACUUGAUAUGUUGGCUCACUGAUAAUAUAUUGCUGUUAUGCAUUUGAUGAAAUUAUCUAUUUUGUGAUAACAUUGUAUAUACUUGUUAGUAGACUUAGCAAUGCGUGUUAUUUUGUUCAUUGCGCCUAACCUUUCCCAUGAUAUGGAUUUUGUUUCUACCUUUUAUCUUACAAUUGUCAUAUUUACCAUAUUUUUCAUUGCUCUGUACAGUGUGGUGUCAUGUGAUAUUCAACUUCACAAAUCAAAGAAAUAGGGUCACCUGUGUGCAAAAAUUAUAAAAAUGAUCCUGCAUGACCAGCCCUCAAUAUUGUUCAUAUUGGCUGGUCUAGAUUUGAUUCCGUCGGCCAUUUUUGUGGGAUUGCUGUGUCUGUGCUAUGCAAAAUAACACUCAAUCUUCAAAGUGUAGGAUUUUUCUUUGCCCUAUGCUCAUAAUCAGUACUUAUGUGCAGAUCUUCUGAUCCAUUUUUCAAGGAUCCCCUGGUCUAUUUAUUUUCAUUUUACUGUGCAGUGAUGGUAGGUAGGGAGCCUUUGGUACCCCAUGUAUGAUUUUUGUUACUUUUCUGACAAUCAUUCCAGGAAAAUUGUACUAUUCUGUAAAUACCAGAAAACGAUGUAAAUAAAACACUUGGAGAAUGAUUUUAAGUA
Molecule: messenger RNA, 8611 nt
Organism: Thrips palmi
Lineage: Eukaryota; Metazoa; Arthropoda; Insecta; Thysanoptera; Thripidae
Product: rho guanine nucleotide exchange factor 18-like
Exons: 29
Coding region: 65-4603 (1512 amino acids)
Biological process (GO): regulation of Rho protein signal transduction
Molecular function (GO): guanyl-nucleotide exchange factor activity
Source: RefSeq, a predicted model, not a curated record